Drosophila guanche is the source of this 693-nucleotide messenger RNA. RefSeq names its product probable insulin-like peptide 2 (gene Ilp2). The transcript is spliced from 2 exons. NCBI's taxonomy places the organism in Eukaryota, Metazoa, Arthropoda, Insecta, Diptera, Drosophilidae. The record is from RefSeq and is a predicted model, not a curated record. Gene Ontology annotation, molecular function: hormone activity. The coding region runs from base 82 to 522 and encodes 146 amino acids. Gene Ontology annotation, cellular component: extracellular region.
GUUACGGCUUAGCCCAGCUCAAUUGAGGCUAGAACAGGAACCACUUGCGAGCAGCUUUCACAGCAUCCUUCAGUCUGAACCAUGAGCAAGUUAGUGUCGAUAUCCGUGAUCCUGGUGCUGCUGGCUGUGACUCUCUCCCCUGUCGUGGCGGACAAUGGCAUGUACAUGCGGGACCAGAGCAACCAUGUCCUGUGCAGCUACAAGCUGAACGAGAUGCUGUCCAUGGUGUGCAAGGAGUUCAACAGUGUCCUGCCCCACAAGCGAGGCGGUGGCAUGUCUGCUGCCACCGAACUGGAUCCCCUCGAUCCCAUACAGUAUGUGGAGGAGAAAGAGGGCUCCUCCGCGGAUGUGGCGCCCUAUCCGCUCUUUGGCGGCCGCUUCUAUGGCAGCGAGACGGCCUUCAGCUCCCUGGCCGCCCAGAGUCGCCGCGCCCGCGCACGCGAAGGCAUCGCCGACAGAUGCUGCCGCAAGGCUUGCGACGUCACCGUGCUCGCUGAGUACUGCUCCAUUCCCAACUUCUAGAGACUUCGCCACACACAGCAGCAGAACCAAACCCAAUCUGGCCCCUGUUUCUACCCACGGAUAGCACGAGUAUUACGGCACGAUGUUUCCCCUUGAUGGCUUGUUGCAUGUUAACUACAUAUUAUAAACGAUCGAAAAUAUAGCUAGAAUAUACUUAUACAAACAGCUGCA